AACAUCUGCCUCUCACCUUUACAUAUCAUACAUUCCAUUCUUACUUUCUUUCGUUAUAGUUAUUUUCUACCUAACAUGAAUCUCGACAUGAUGUAUUUGUUGGAUCUAGCCGGAGCUGAGGGUAAUGGAGUAAAAUGAAGAGUUUAAAAAGGGGGUGGACUUUGUUUUGGCUCUUGACCUUUUUGUCUUGCAGCUUCACGGCAACGCCUGUUUGUUUUCCUAGACGAUGGCAACGGCUUCUUUUUUUCGGAUUCAACGAUUAACAAACUGGGACACGCAGCGUCUUCUUAUUGGGUCAAGGACCGCAAAACGAGGAAGGGCAACGAGCCUCGUGCGCGCCCCCCUGACAUCGGAGGGAAAAGGGGGUUGGUUAGUGGCGGCGGCGGCGGCGGCGGCACACGUGGGAAUGGCGGAAGGGAACUGUGAACAAGCAACCAGACGCCAGUUACGCCACCGGGUGGGAUCGUUGGCUGAUCGGCGGGAGGGCUUUGAAAAGAGCACAGGCAGUCGGUUAAUGUCCCACGACAGGGCCAUUCGAGGAGGCACAGACGAGAUGUCAUGGCUUCUUUGAUGCCUCAAGACGAGUUGGCCUGGGCCUCUUGUGUAACAUCUAGAGCCAUGUC
Molecule: messenger RNA, 623 nt
Organism: Sodiomyces alkalinus F11
Lineage: Eukaryota; Fungi; Ascomycota; Sordariomycetes; Glomerellales; Plectosphaerellaceae
Exons: 1
Coding region: 227-571 (114 amino acids)
Source: RefSeq, a predicted model, not a curated record